AUGGACUACUUCAUGCGAGGGAAGCAGGCCAACGGAGAAGACGUGGGCUUGAGCACCAUCCCCGGUUACGCUUUGAGGUCGUCGGCAUUUGGCCUGCCGCUGAGCCGUCCACGUAUCUACUUCGUCGGCGUAGAGACUACGGAUGCUGUGCACGGCUUCCACACCGGCAACACGGAGGACAUGAUUCUCCAUGUGCUGACGACCUUGUUCCAAGACGCUUACUUGGGUGUCGAGCCUGAUGCUGGCUACUUCUUGGAGUGGUUGGAUGACAUUGACACAAACUUUCCGAAGCAGGAGAAUCCGAAGCCUCGUUAUGCCAAGUGCGAUCAGUGUGACCAGCUUUUUGGGCAGUAUGAUCGGUAUGCAAAGGAAACACAGGUGACGAUACGCUGCAGCAAAAUGAAGCUGAACGUGGCAACGGGCGAGAAGGAACCGGAUGGUCAUGAGUGUUUUGCCUGUGAGAAAGUGCGCGGGCGGAAGUUCGGAGCAAUGAAGGCUACUGAGUUGAAGAAGAUGCGCGAGAUCGACCAGAAGUUCGACGAACAUCGUAGCUGCGCGGCACUUCCGGGUGCUCGCUUGCCAAAGGAGGGCUUCGACAUUUCGGCGUUUCAGGAGCAAGCCGCGUAUGCGGACAAGUACAUCGAGGCUUACUGGUUGCCCAUCGAUUCCUUUAUCAAUGAGGAGGAUACCGGGAUCAUGGGUGAUCUCGAGGCUUGGGAGGAGGUAUACGAACAGGCCAGUGGGAGUAUGCAAAGCCUGGCGGACCAGGUUGGUAGUAUCGACAAUGUGCGGCAGAGGCUGGCCUUGAAAGCAGACGAUUCAGAUGCGGCUGACAGUUUGAUUGAGGCUUUGCCAGCUCCUAGCGAGAGCAAAGAGCUUCGAAUGCGUUUCGGUUUGUUCGAUGGGCCUGGUUCUGAUCAGGGACAGCCGCCCGCGAUCAACCCGAAAGGAUCUGGCCGCUCCAAACCAGUGAAAAACCUUGCACCCACGUCCAGCAACCCUGCGGAGGGCUCCAAGCGUCAACGCAAAGCUUUGGGUGCCGACGGAAACACACGGCCUCCACCUGCAGACAGUUCAGCCCCCGCACCAGGUCCGAACAAGACGACGAAGACACUGGAGCUCAUGCGUAAGGCCCGAGAGGUCUUGCAGAAGCAGGACGUGGCGUUUUCGGACAACUCAAUCUGGGGGAGCAAGCUAAGGAAGCGAGCGCUGGACGCCGCUGUGAAGUCGUUGUCGUCACAGGCUGCAUUGUUGCUAGCUACGAAUGACACUGAUGCCAUCAAUCUUAGCACCCAGCUCAAUGAAUGGUGCGACCACGCAGAAAUCCGGUUCGAGGCGUUGCAGGCUGUGCGCAACAAGCCCCUUGAGGUUGCAGGCGCAGCCUCCGAGGAGAUGGCUGUGCAUAUGGAAACAUUGAAAAACAUGCAGGUCCCAAUGCUCUCGAACAUCAUUCUUCACGUGGCUGGAGAGUGUUUGAAGUCGCUUGACAAGGAGGCUACUCAGGUUCAGGGUACAGAGCGGUUCUUCACCGUUGCGUCCUGCAAGAUGGACACUGGCCUGACGGUUGGUAGUGUGUUUUCAGCUGCCCAACGGAACGAGCAUCGUGAUGCACCAGACAUGCCAGCCUCACUUGCCGCGAAUUUGCAAACCCAGUUGGUGGCCUUGUGGUAUGAUCGAAUCAUGAGAAUGAAGAACGCGGAGCGUUUCAGGCAGUUGAUCAAUGCGUGCCCGGUGCCGCGACUGGAGCUCUAUCGCUUGGCUGCGGAUUGGAAGCCGCCAAAGCAGGAUAUUGACGGCAGCAGCGGCAAGUGUUUCUCAACCACCAUCCGUUUCGAUAUCCAGGUCUUGCGCUUGAUGUCAAUGCAGGAUUGGCAGCAGGCGUCGCCCAUCGAAGUUCUUGUGGCCAAGACAGCUGUUGACCUUCGCCCGCAGCUUUCCAUGCGGCUGCAGACUUUCAUGCGAUCCGGUACCGGCUCAGCCGGCAAGCAACUCAUCAACAAGACAAGUUAUUCGCAGCUUUGGGCUCUCAUGGAGCAGGCCAGCAAGCGGGCGCUCUCCCCGGCCAGCGUGGCGACUGAAGUGAAUGGUGCAGCAGAUGAGCUGCCCCAGGAUGCCCUUGAUGUAGCUGUGCAAACUUCGUCGAUCAUACCAUUGCUGGAGGAGGAUAUGAUGUGCUUCUGCGAACAUCGAUUGUUGAUUGUUGACCCUGCCGCGAAGCUGGACAGAGCGAUCGCAGCGUCGGAGUCUUUGAAGGUGAUGCCACAGGUUCCCGAAGUGUCCGCGGACAAAGCUGCAGCCCUGAAGCAAGUCUUGCCUGCCGCAGAGCAGUUGUUUGUUUGCACAGAAGGCCUCCUGGGUGAGAUUCUAGUUGCCCACAGCUCCGUCAUGGAUGCAUUCAAGAAGCUCGCCCCGGAGACGUUUGCUGUUGCCGUUCGUGCCAUGAACAAGCUAGCCUGUUCAUCAAGGGUUGCAGACCUGAAGCUUCAAAUCACGCGCGUCUCGGAGGGGCCAGCGGCGACGGGGCCAAAUGAGGCCGCCGGCCAACUUUGCAAAGCCGCCCAACGACUUGUUGAUUUGCUGGACCAGAGCCACAGACAGGAUUUGCAGGUGACGUGGUUGAAGGAGUUGCUUGGCAAAGACAUGCGUUCGGAGCUUGAGAAGUUGGAUGCCAGUGUGUUCCACAUUCUUGACACCAGGGCUGGCAAGCUCUGGCGCUCUGUCCAGAUCGUGCAGGAUGCCACCCGCCAGGAGGCUGAGGUCGAUGAAACGGGGCUGUCACGGCAGCCAGGCCCUCUGGAUCUCGAGAAGGAAGCAGUUGUCAAAACGGCCCUUCAUUUCACGCAGAUGCACACGAUUGAUUUGGAGGAAUUGUCUGAGGCCGGGUUGCACGAUGUUCAUAAAUACCAGGAUCGUGCCAGGGCGCAGCUGGCAUGGAUUAUGAAAGGCUUGACAGCCGAGAUGUGCAAGGCCAAGGACGACAUCAAGAAGUACUACGAGGACUACAACGGCAUCGUCGCGUGUGUGGAGACAUGGGACGACGAUAAAAUUAAGGCCAUCCUUGCAAAGGUGCCCGAGGCCUCCAAUGCCAAAGCAUCCAUGGACAACAUGCUCGACGGUGCCGGGCGCAUGUACCAGACGGAAGUGGGGGCCGAGGCCAUUACGACUUGGGCAGAUCAGCCACUGUUGCAGAAGCACCUCGAGACAGACUGGGGCCUGCUGAAGCAGGCCAGGAAUGCACCACCUCGAGCGGCUGAUUGCUUCAAGGUUGCGGCUUACAUGAUGGCA
Messenger RNA from Symbiodinium sp. CCMP2456, 3285 nucleotides. The record is from the annotation of a GenBank genome assembly. Lineage: Eukaryota; Dinophyceae; Suessiales; Symbiodiniaceae.